AAGAAAUAAUAAAAAACAAUUGAGUAAAAUCUCUGAUAGUUUUUGUAUAACACUGUUCAAUUUAUACUUCAGAGUUCAGAGACUAUUUUAAAAAUCACGUCAUAUUUGAGAUGGAGUUGAUUAAAGCCCGCCAUGAGAAUUUGAAGGUGAGCUCUGUGUGCUCUACAGACCCAUGAAAAGCAUUCGACUAACUUCAAAGCUGAAAACUUUCUUUCAGUUUUCGAAGAAAGUUUACAAAUUUAACAACAUACAAUUGAAGAAUCUGCACCAACUGUACAGUCCCAUUUCAACUAAGUCUUCAUGCUCUGGUUUCUUUAUAGGAAAGGACUCAGUUGCUCUUUCUAAGGCAUUAUCUUUUUGUGAGAAUUCAAAAUCAUUCAUCCUUGGAACCCAAAUUCAUGGUUAUAUUAUUAAGCUUGGAUUUAGUAGUGAUGUUUUUGUUUCGAAUAAUUUGAUCAAGUUUUAUGCAAAAGGUGCGGUUUUGAGGUAUGGGUUUAAUGUGUUUGAUGGAAUGCUUGAGAGAAAUGUUGUUUCUUGGACUUUGAUGGUUUGUGGAGCUAUUCAAUGUGAGGAAGUUGAACUGGGGUUGGAGGUGUUUUUGGAGAUGAUAAGAGAUGGAUUUGUGCCUAAUGAGUUUGGACUUGGUAGCGUUAUGAAGGCGUGUGGGAAUAGUGUGGAAGGUAGGGUAUUCGGUUUGUGUGUUCAUUGUUUUGCUUUGAAAAUUGGAAUGGAGAGAAACCCUUUUGUGAGUUGUUCAGUUUUGAGCUUUUAUGCUAAGUUGGGGGAUAUUGGAGCAGCAGAGAGGGUGUUUGAGAGUUUGGAAGAGGUUGAUGUUGGUUGUUGGAAUGCUAUGAUUGGAGGGUAUGCACAAUGCGGGUAUGGUUUUGAAGCCAUCGUUACUGCAUCUUUAAUGCGAAGGAAAGGAAUAUUUAUGGACAAAUAUACCUUCAUAAACGUUAUUCAGGGCUGCUCACUUCUUGGUGACUUAAAUUUUGGAAGGCAGAUUCAUGGAUUGAUCAUUAGAAGUGAGCUGGAACUCAGUGCUCCGGUAAUGAAUGCUCUUAUGGAUAUGUACUUUAAGAAUGGUGGGAUGAAAUCCGGUUUGGUGGUCUUUAAAAAGAUGCAUGAUAGAGAUGUUGUAACAUGGAAUACUGUAUUUGGAAGCUUCUCCCAGCAUGAAGAUCCUAAAGACAUUGCAAGCUUGUUCCAUAGUUUUCUGCUAACCAGCAUGAGGCCUAACCACAUUACCUUCUCAAUUUUAUUUAGAGAAUGUGGGAAGCUGCUGAAUCUUGAUCUUGGGCUUCAGUUUUGUUGCCUUGCAUUGCAUUUUGGAUUAUUUGAUGAAGCUAACAUCACAUCCGCACUGAUCAAUAUGUUUUCCAGGUGUGGAAAAAUGGAAAUGGCACACUUAGUAUUUAAAAGCAAAGUAUCUGAAAACAUAAUUAUUUGGAAUGAGUUAAUUUCAGGGUAUAAAUUGAAUUGUUGUGAUGCGGAAGCCUUGAAGACCUUCUAUGACUUGUUGCAGUUGGGGGUUGAAGCGAAUGAGUAUACCUUUUCAAAUGUCUUGGAAACUUGCUCCAGAUCUGAGAAUCAACUAAUGAACAGACAAAUUCAUGGAGUUGCGUUUAAGUCUGGCUUUGCUUCUCAUGGAUAUGUUUGUAGCUCAUUAAUCAAAGGUUACAUUAAAUGUGGGCUCUUGGAUGAUUCUCUUAAGGUUUUCAAUAUGCUUGAUAGACCAGACAUGGCAGCUUGGGGGACCAUGAUAUCUGCAUUCGUGCAUCAAGGCUGGGAUUGUGAAGCUAUUAGAUCACUCAACUUGCUGAUAGAAGCUGGUGAGAAACCUGAUGAAUUUAUUUUGGGCAGCAUUUUAAGUAGCUGUGCGAGUACUGUGGCCUAUUGUCAAACCAAAUCUGUUCACUCCCUGAUUAUCAAAUUGGGGUUUGAAGGACAUGUAUUUGUUGCUAGUGCAGUUCUAGAUGCAUAUGCAAAGUGCGGGGACAUCCAAAGUGCAAAGAUGGCUUUCAACCAGUCAUGCAAAUCCAGUGACGUUGUUAUAUAUAAUGCCAUGAUCAUUGCUUAUGCCCAUCAUGGUCGUGUUGUGGAAGCUUUGGACACGUAUGAUAAAAUGAAGUUGGCUAAUCUACAGCCCAGCCAAGCCACAUUUGUGUCAGUUAUAGCAGCCUGCGGACAUAUAGGCCAUGUUGAAAAAGGAUGUCGUUUGUUUAAAUCAAUGGAUUUGUAUGGAAUGGAGCCAUCUCCUGAUAUUUAUGGUUGCUUAGUUGAUAUGUUCUCUCGAAAUGGAUACCUUGAAGAUGCUAAGCAAAUAAUUGAAUCCUUGCCGUACCCUGCUUGGCCUGCUAUUUUGAGAUCCUUGCUCAGUGGUUGUAGAAUGUACGGGAACAGAGAAUUGGGAGAAUGGGCUGCCAAGAAGUUACUCCAGUUAGUCCCUCAUAAUGAUGCUGCACAUGCAUUGUUGUUCAAGGUUUAUUCUGAGUUGGGUAAUUGGGAAGAUGCAGCGAAGAUGAGGAGGGAAAUGGCAGAAAGAGGCCUUCGAAAAGAUCCCGGACAUAGUUGGAUUGAAGCAUGGUAAACAGUAAACACAGGACAGUGGAACCCAUUACCAGUCACCUUCCGGAGAGCUGUAAUGCAAAUGCUUCUUCAUAUGGUUUUGCAUGACAAUUUAUGCUACUUUUAAGACUUUUUCAGCAUAUGAAGCCACGCAGGGACAGGCAAUCAUUUAUUACCUCCUUAUUGCUGGUUUCCUUUUGGCCUUGUGUUAGAGUGGAUUUUAUAUUGGCAUGUAGAACCCUAUUCAUCGUUGUGUACAGAACAAAAAUCGGUAAAAUGUCUAUAACCUAUUUGUCUCUCUCGUUCAACUUGCCGCAUGCACAUGAUACGAUUGUCUUAUCUGACUGGACGCGGGACAGCAAGCAUGUUGCUUGUUUCUCUUUGGAUUUGUUAGGUGGCAGAGCAUGGUCUGGAAUGGCAUAUGACUGGAGGUGCUUAACAUGAAAAGAAAACCUAUACUAUCCUUGACAAGGCCGCAGCUGUCCAAGUUACAAAAUUGUUAUUUGAAUGCUAAUGAUUCAUUUAUUUCGAGGAUUGCUUCUUGGACGGCUGCAUUUACAAACUUGGCUUUUCGACCCAUGAAGCCGGGGUGUGAUCUGUGCGUAUAUGUAAUGUUAUUUUUGCAAGUAUCUCUUCUUGUUGUAUAAUUAUGACUCUGUAAUCCUCUAUUGUUGCCUGGUAGGGACAGGAAACAUGUGAUCUUGUAAGUAUCAUGGUCUUAAAAGCAUCCCAGCUUGCCCUGAUAAACAGUGUAGGGAAUAUAUUUUUUCCCCCUUUCAUUUCGAAGAGUAGAUACCAAUAUGAAUGCAUCCAUGGAUGCUGGAGCA
Molecule: messenger RNA, 3395 nt
Organism: Populus trichocarpa (black cottonwood)
Lineage: Eukaryota; Viridiplantae; Streptophyta; Magnoliopsida; Malpighiales; Salicaceae
Product: pentatricopeptide repeat-containing protein At3g09040, mitochondrial
Exons: 2
Coding region: 173-2590 (805 amino acids)
Biological process (GO): RNA modification
Molecular function (GO): RNA binding; protein binding
Source: RefSeq, a predicted model, not a curated record